Porites lobata is the source of this 1530-nucleotide messenger RNA. The record is from the annotation of a GenBank genome assembly. Lineage: Eukaryota; Metazoa; Cnidaria; Anthozoa; Scleractinia; Poritidae.
AUGUCUUUGUCGUCAUCAACAUUGACGUUUUAUAAUUCUAAAGCACCAAAAUUUUUACCCUCUCCAUCAAAUUCACGAAAAGACACGUCAUACUUAUUAUCAUUGUCAUCAUCAACAAUACUAUCUCCGUCUCCAUCAACGUCAUCAUCAUCAUCAUCAUCAUCAUCACCAUCAUCAUCAACACCAACAACAACAAUUGCGGAAAUAAACCCAGGAGCGGAAACAACAUUAUCUCCAUCACUGUCAUCAAAGUUAUCAUCUUAUUCCCUUCAUUCGUUGCCUUCGGUAACUUAUUUACGAGUGAAAUUAAAAACAACAGAAACAACAGUAUCGUCUUCUUCUCCGUCUUCAACGUUUACUUCGGUUGAUUCACAGUUGCCACCGUACAGGUUUUCAGCGCCUUUACUAACGGCCAGAACAUUUUCAAGUCAAAAAUUGACAUCCAAUUCUAUUAUUAGUAGUUAUUUAUCCACUUAUGUUUCAUUCUUUCCUACGACCACGACGAGGGCACAGACGUCGAUUACAUCAGCUCCUUCGCUUGUCUCUCCAAGUGCACAUUCCCUGUUCAAUAAUUCCUCGUUGAUCUCAAAAAUAUCUUUGGCAGCAGAAUCAUAUUCCUCUUUGCAAGACAAGGCCAGUUAUGUUUCUUUUAGUAGAACUGGUAGAAUUGAGUUGAAACCUUCCAGUGUAGUUCCGACGUUCCAAUUCUCUUCGUUAAAGCUAAGCACCUUAAAGCCUCUGUUCACUGAAACAUUUGUUGUUAAAUUUAAAGGUAAUUGCAGCGUGAUUGUUGACAAGAAUUCCUUCAAACUCAGCUUUGUAGCGACACUGGCCAGUAUACUGCGGAUACCGAGAGAUGACGUCAUAGUUGAUGACGUCAUCUGUGGUUCAGUGAGUGUUGUUUUCACUGUCAAAGCUGCGCGUGAAAGAAACUUAACCAAUGAACUUUUGGGAAUAAUCAAGAACGAGUCAUUGGUAGUGAAAUAUAAUGAUACGGUGUUUAUAGCUUUCGACUUGAAGAUUAUCUCAAAUCCAACUGUUCCAACGAAGUUUUCAAGGCCUACAGAGAUUUCCAACCACGAUAGAAAAAAGUUGUUGUUUAUCAUAUUUAUCUUUAUUUGCGCUGUAUUUGCGGCGUUAUUUGUAUUCUUGUCUGUGGUAUUUUGUAGUAGGUUUUGCGCAUGCUGUCAGAGAACUGGAAAAUUCCGCAUGCAGAAGAGAGUGCGUUUACGGGCGCAAGAUUUUGAACUUAAGCGUUUCGCGGAACGCAGAAGCCGGCUCUCCGGAGCAAAUUAUUAUGGCGAAGAGGCUCAUAAACGGGUAAACAGAAGGAAAAAAGAAUCAGAAGUUGAAAUUGAAGAAGAGGAUAUCAAUGAUUAUUAUGAAGACGAGUUUGUUGCGGGACUUCAAGCUGAUACCAACGAUACAUUGUUAAACUCUACUAAUCAUACGGCGAAUUCUAACCAACAGGAGGAGCAGAAGUUCGUCUUUGAUGACGAAGACUCUUCUUCAAGUGUAUUGUUUUAUUAA